GAUGCUUUCCUCAUUUCACCGUCCUUUCUCACAUUGGUUUCCGUUCUACAGUUUUCUGUACUAAUUUUCAAUUUCCUUUGUUUUUCCUCUACCCUUCAUUCUGCAAAACCCAUUUGUAGUUUUUGAAUCUGUUUGUUUCCCUAGAAAGUAGAAGAAUUUCUGUUUUCCUUUCAUGGAAUCUGGAAAAGUAAACAGAGCAAAUCAUGUGGUGCUGCCCAUGUUAAAAAUAGAAGAAGAAGUUUUGAGGAAGGAAAGGGAAAAUGCUAAAGUUCUUUCUUCAAUGACACAAUCAUCCUCUCAUUCCUUUUCAGUGAACAUCCUAGUGGGUUCUUCUCAAAGGAAUCUGGAGUUAGCACAGCCUGAGAAUCUCAGAAACAGAGGCGGCCCAGUCCCCACUUUGCCAAUUUCUUCUACUUCUAAAGCGGUUGUCAGUCCAAAGCUAGAUAAACCUCCCAAAACCCCAAGAAAGGCCCUGCCAAGGUCUUUCCUUUCAAAGUCAAAAUCGAGAAUGAUAGAGCGGGAUUCAAGCACGAGAACUGGAAGCAAGAAAGUCAGCACUCCUAGAGGGACUCCGAAAAAAGUAGGGGAUGAUGAUGCAGAUGAUGAUGCUGAUGAUGAAAGUACCAAUGUUGAAACAAAGAAGAUAUUGGGUAAGUGGACAUUUUCAAUGAUAGUUGAGUGGGUUGUAUUUGUUUGCUUUGUGGGGUGCUUGAUUGUUAGUUUAACUGUGCACAAGUUUGAUAAUGAUUUAAUUUGGGGAUUAGAACUAUGGAAAUGGUGUGUGCUGGUUUUGGUUAUUUUUUGUGGUAGGCUUUUAACUAGAUGGGCGAUGAAUGUUGUAGUGUUCUUGAUUAGAAGGAAGUAUGUGCGAAAUGAAAAGGUUUUGUAUUUUGUUUUUGGGGUUAGGAAAAGUGUUAGAUUUUUCUUGUGGUUGUGUUUGGUUCUUGUGGCUUGGAUAUUGUUGGUUAAACGUGGAGUUAAGAGACCAAAGGAAACCUCAGAUAUUCUGAAUGACAUUACCAGGGGUCUUGCUUCUUGUCUUCUCGGGGUAUUUUUAUGGUUGUUGAAAACUCUGUUUGUCAAGACAGUAGCUGCUCAUUAUCAGUGUAAAAGAUUCUUCGAUAGGAUUAAAGAAGCAAUCUUUCAUCAACAUGUUGUUGAGGUUCUCUCUGGGUCUCCAUCUAGAGAUAAUAGUGGUACAAGUACAAGCAUUUCCCAGAUGUUUUCUGAGUUAAGGAGGAAAAAGAAAGGUAAAAGAGAGGAGCUGAUUAAGUGGCUAAGGAAAAUGAAGCAGGAGAAAACCUCAGCUUGGACCAUGAAAGAGUUUGUUGAUGUCAUAAGUACCUCCAAGUUGUCUAUUGUUGCAGAUGAAGAUGAGCAGAAAGAUAAGAAAAUCACAAGUGAGGAGGAAGCGAGGAAAGCUGCUAACAGAAUUUUCAAGAAAGUGUCCAGAACUUACCAAACUGAUAUCGAGCACCACAUGUCAGAGAAAUUUAUCAGAAAGGAGGACCUCCAGCCCUACUUUGAUAAGGAGGAAGUUGAAGAUGUUUUCUUACUACUUAAAGGAGAAUCAGAGGGUGGAGAGAUAAAGAAAAAGGCUUUAAGGGAAUGGCUUUUGAAUGUUUACAAUGAACGCAAAGCAUUGGCAUGUUCCCUGAAAGACUCAAAGACAGCAAUAGAAGAGCUCAACAGGCUUUCCUCUGGGGUUAUCCUUAUUGUGACCAUCAUUGCUUGGUUACUUAUAAUGGGAGUUUUAACAACCAAAGUACUUCUCUUCAUUUCAUCCCAGCUUCUGCUUGUGGUAUUCAUGUUUGGCAACACUCUCAAGACUGUAUUUGAAGCAAUCAUAUUUGUAUUUGUGGUCCACCCCUUUGAUGUCAAUGAUCGUUGUGUCAUUGAUGGAGUACAGAUGAUUGUUGAAGAGAUGAAUCUUCUGACAACUGUUUUUCUGAAAUAUGACAAUGAGAAAAUAUACUAUCCAAAUGCUGUUUUGGCUACCAAACCAAUUGGCAACUUCUACAGGAGUCCUGACAUGGGUGAUUCUAUAGAGUUUGCUGUCGAUAUUUCCACAACAGUAGACCAAAUUAAGGCUCUUAAAGAAAGAAUUGAAAUGUAUUUGAAGGAGAACUCUGAGUUGUGGCAACCUGAACAUAGUGUGGUGGUUAAAGACUUUGAUGAUGUGAACAAAAUGAAAAUGGUUUUCUAUUUCACUCACAAAAUGAACUUUCAAAACUAUACAAAGAGAAAUGCCCGACGAUCUGAUCUAAUCUUAGAGUUGAAGACAGUUUUGGAAGAUCUGCACAUUAAAUACCAUAUGCUGCCUCUCCAAGCUCAGCUCAUCGGGCUGGGAUUUCCACCUCUCCCUCGCUGAGUUGCUGCCUUGAUAAGUUUGCAUCGGACCAUGUAGAUUGGGAGGCCAAUAUAUAGCAACAUGCAAACUGAAAUGCUUGCUAAGGUCUUUUCCUGAUGGGGAUAUGUUUGCCUAGAUUCAGAAAGUGCUUAAUUCUAUCUUUGUUUCGUUUAAAAUAAUAUUUGCCCUUAUGUGGACGUGUUGUCUCAUCUAAUGGAUAAAGUGCUGUUUGUUCC
Rubroshorea leprosula is the source of this 2586-nucleotide messenger RNA. The record is from the annotation of a GenBank genome assembly. Lineage: Eukaryota; Viridiplantae; Streptophyta; Magnoliopsida; Malvales; Dipterocarpaceae.